Wallemia mellicola CBS 633.66 is the source of this 1611-nucleotide messenger RNA. RefSeq names its product MFS general substrate transporter. Gene Ontology annotation, biological process: transmembrane transport. NCBI's taxonomy places the organism in Eukaryota, Fungi, Basidiomycota, Wallemiomycetes, Wallemiales, Wallemiaceae. The record is from RefSeq and is a predicted model, not a curated record. The transcript has 2 exons. Bases 1 to 1611 code for a protein of 536 amino acids. Gene Ontology annotation, molecular function: transmembrane transporter activity.
AUGUCAGGUUUAAAAAAAUCAAACAUUCCGACAACGAUCUUCCCUCAAGACAAAACAUCAGAACACGUUGAACAUCCUGUAGACAACGGAAGACGCGCUUCUGAACCACAUUUAGCAGAUGAAGACGAUGUCGACUCUAGAGAAAAGAAAGUUAUAAUAGUUAGGUUCGAAGACAACGAUCCAGAGAAUCCAGAGAAUUGGAGCAACAUUCGCAAAUGGGUUACGACUAUCUUACUCUGUCUCAUGACGCUUUUUAUCGGUUUAGCAACAUCUGCCUAUUCUGUAGGUAUAAAUGAUAUGACUGCCGAAUUCGGCGUUAGUGCGGAAGUGGGUCAAGUUGGUAUGUUUGUGUUCAACGCCUCAUUUGCACUUGUACCGUUAUUCCUUGCACCAUUAUCUGAGUAUAUCGGAAGAAAUCCUAUCUAUCUCGUUAACUACGCAUGUUUCGUCGCUUUCUUCUUCCAACUUGGUUUCGCACAAAAUAUCUGGACUGCUAUCAUUGGUAGAUUCUUCUCCGGUUGCUUUGGUGCUGCUGGUACUACAAUGGUCGGUGGUACGCUCUCCGAUAUUUGGAGAACCCACGAGCGUGCAGGUCCUAUGUCAUUGUUCACAUGGGCUGCUGUUUUCGGUACCAUUGCCGCUCCAAUUUACUCCGGUUGGAUAGACUUGAAACUCGGAUGGAGAUGGAUUGAAUGGAUCCAAUUGAUUGCCAACUUUACUUUGCUCGUUCUCGAAUGUUUCCUUCUCAAAGAAACCCGUGGUGCCGUUCUUCUUGCCAGACGUGCAAAGAAGAUGAGACAAGAGACAGGCGACGACUCAUUCAGAGCACCAUCUGAACUAGAAGCUGAUUCUUUCAAAACACUUCUCCACAACUCAUCUACCCGUGCUCUCAUGCUUCUCGUCAAGGAACCAGUCGUUCUCUUCUUCUCUAUCUGGAUUUCAUUCGCAUGGGGUAUCAUUUUCCUUUUCUUCUCUUGCAUUCCCCUUACUUUCCAAAAUAACCAUGGAUGGAAUGUCGGUCAACAAGGAUUCCCAUAUAUCAGUUUGGCUUUCGGUACCUUUUUAGGUUUUGCAACAAAUUUCUUGCAAGACCAUCUCUACCAAAAGGCAACAGUCAAGAACGGUGGUGUUCCUGUCCCAGAAGCUAGACUUUACGGUGCUCAAGUUGGUGCGAUCCUUCUUCCUGUAGGUAUGUUCUGGUAUGGAUGGACACUAUUCCCAAACAUCCACUACAUUGUCCCAAUUAUCGCACUCACUCCAAUCAUCUUGGGUAUAUACCAUAUUUUCCUUGCGGUAUACAACUACCUCGCGGACUCAUACGGUGAAUUCUCAUCCUCUGCCGUUGCUGCACAAGGUUUCAUGCGUAACUUAUUUGCAGCUAGUUUCCCACUCUUCGCAACUUACAUGUUUAACGGUAUGGGCCUUCAGUAUGCUUGCACCAUGCUUGCGAUCAUCGGAUGUUUAUGUGCACCAUUGCCAUUUAUCCUCUUCUUCAAAGGAGAGUCUAUUAGAGCAAGAUCACAAUAUGCCUCAGGCCAGACUGGUAUCGCACAGAAAAUGGAAACUCAGACUUCUGAUGUUGAGAAGCAAUCACGCUCUUCAAGUAACUAA